This is a messenger RNA of Helianthus annuus (common sunflower), 1194 nucleotides long. RefSeq names its product mitochondrial metalloendopeptidase OMA1-like. The record is from RefSeq and is a predicted model, not a curated record. The transcript has 5 exons. Bases 1 to 1146 code for a protein of 381 amino acids. Gene Ontology annotation, cellular component: membrane. Lineage: Eukaryota; Viridiplantae; Streptophyta; Magnoliopsida; Asterales; Asteraceae. Gene Ontology annotation, molecular function: metalloendopeptidase activity.
AUGCUAACAUGGUACAGAAGAUUAAAAUUAGGGUUUGAUGUAACUUCCAAAAUCACCGCUCCUAAACCCCCGGUCCGAAAUCCGGUUCCCAUCAUCAACCACAACAAUCAGUCAAACGUUCUGGAUCUUGCUAUAGAUGUUACCAGAGCCGUUCCAACGUUUUUGGAGGCCCUAAACGAACUACAAAGUCAGGGCCCUAUUGAAUUGCCUAGAUUGAUAAGCUUACGGGCCGGCUCUGGAUGUUACCAUGUUGAUCGGCAUUAUGACCCUCCAAAGAUUUUAUAUAUAGUUGUAGUGGUGGGAUUUGGAAUCGGGGUAGCUAUAUGUUUUGGGAAUGUUGAGACGAUACCGUAUACGCAACGGAGGCAUUUAGUUGUUAUGCCAUAUAUAUAUGAGAGAAAGAUUGGGGUGCGUAUGUUUGAGAAGAAGAAGGCUAGAUAUAAAGAAAGAGUUUUACCAAAGACGCAUCCAGAAAGUGUUAGGGUAAGAAUGAUUUUGAAAGAUGUAGUUGAAGCAUUGCAUAGAGAUCUCAAGAAAGAAGAUUUGAAUUAUGCUUCAGAGAAUGGAGCUGCAUUAAUGGCGAUGACGACGAAGGGGGUGAAGUUGGCUACUUCGCAUCUGGAGGGGUUGGAAUGGGAAGUUUUGGUGGUGAAGAAAGAUAUUGUAAAUGCAUAUUGUUUGCCUGGUGGGAAGAUUGUUGUGUUUACUGGGAUCUUAAAGCACUUUAAAACCGACGAAGAAAUUGCAACCAUUAUCGGUCAUGAGGUUGCACAUGUUGUGGCAAGACAUGCAGUUGAGAGGUUUACAAAGAACAUCUGGCUUGUACUCGGCCAGCUAAUUUUGUAUGAGUUUGUCAAUCCAGAUCUUGUCGACAUAUCGUCUGUUUUUCUGCUAGACCUUCCUUUCUCGCGAAGGAUGGAGAUUGAAGCUGAUCACAUAGGGGUGCUACUGAUGGCUUCUGCUGGAUAUGAUCCACGGGUCGCACCAAAGGUAUAUAAAAAGAUGGGUCAAAAGGCUUUGGAUGAUUACAUUUCUACCCAUCCAUCGGGAAAGACAAGAUGUAAAUUGCUAUCUGAAGCUAGUUUGAUGCAAGAAGCGAUCUCUAUAUACAAAGAUGCCAUAGCAAGACGUGAGAUUGAUGCUUGAUGGUUUUUUUCCUUUAACCAAGUACAAAUUAAGUUAAGUUGGAUAUCA